GAUUUCACUUGACAGUGCGCUACCUGUUAGCCACACCCGCACAACCAGAAGCCUGGCUCUGAGAGUCAAACCGACUUUGGGGCUUCGAGCAAGAUUGAGCACGGAAAGCCUUUCCUUUGUUGUUUCAAAUUGUCUCAAGAUCUGAUUAAGUGAGGGCCUCACUUCAACUUUUCCACCCGGGGCACAGAUCAUCAAUCAUUCGAAGGCGCCAUCCAUCGACAUGUCGGGUGAUAAUGAUGAAGCGUCAAAUGAUUUCCUGCACCGAAUGGAAUCCAUGUUAAGAAACUCGGCUGCGGGCUUGAACACUGUUGCAAAUCCUCCAUCUGGAUCCGGAAAUGAUGGCAAGGACGCUUUUGCUCUUUUUGCAGCAGCAGUGGAAUCGCAAACACCGAUUGCUCAUAGGCAGCGGAGUGAACCUGCAGAAGUACUUGACACUGGUUCGGAACUAGGCUCUUCUGAUAUGGAAUGUAAUUCCUCCUCGGAAGAGGAUGGUGGGACUAGUGAGAUCGAACUUGCCACACACCAGAUUGAAGAAGAAAAGAAGACCGAUACUUUGCUUCAGGCUGGCGAAGCUAGUCCAGCCAGAUUGGCUGAAACAACAUCUGCGAUGGAGGGAAAGAAGGCGCUCAAGAGAAAGAGGGAGUUAGCAGGGCUGAUGAGAUUCACUGGUGACAUACUACACACCAUACCCUCCGCCUCAAUUCUGCCGAUCGCCACGAGUGUCACAUGGCUACAACCACCCGAACUUCUCUGCUGUUACAACUGGCAACAGACUAAUGAUGGCACCAAUGCUAUCUUCGUUCCUGGGGCUCCGCCACUGUGGACAUCGCCGUCGCUACCCUAUACGGUCCCGAACGACAAUGGCUAUCAUUUCGUGGACCACAACCACGCACGCCAGCCGAAAUAUCCUUACGCUCCCAUGUUUUGUGCACUAAGUAGCAUGAAUCCAAAUGUCAAAUUCGAUGAUUUGGAUAUCUUAGCGGAUCGAAACAAUUUUCGGACCCUGCUGGAAUAUGUGCAGGGAAAGUCGACAGGACCAUUCCGAAUAGAUCUGCAUAAGAUCAAUAACACCCUGAUCCUUGUCAAGAAAGCGGACAGAUUUUGGCGAAAGGCGAACGGAAUCAGUCACGGUUAUAACUUUGAAAGCCACUUCACUCAACCUGAAAAGGGGCUAGAAGAUGCGACAAGCCAUUAUCGAGUUAUUCGAUAUGAGAUGGGACCCUUGAGAGUAGCAGUCCGUUUCGAAGCCGAUGCGUGUUAUCAAGAGACUGAGCCCAGGGAAGUUGUACCAACCACUCUCGAGACUGUUGGCAAACCCGAUCUGACAGAGAGGCCCCGUUUCAACUUCACAGCCCCUAUCAGGGUAAUUCGAAGAGGUCGACUUGUUCCAUGUGCUAACAUCGCUGAAAUCAAAUCGCAAUCUAUCAAAUACGAUGCUGAGGGGCGCACAAAAUCCGUCGGUACCUACCCAUGCAUGGAUCAACUUUGGUUCGGCCGGACGACGCAUCUUUUCACGGGGCGCUACCAGUCAGAGACAGGCGUCUUCAGCCGCGUUAACUACAAAGAGGCCCGAUCAAAUAUCGCUGAUUGGGAAGAGAAAUCACAGGAUGGCUUGCGAAAGCUUGUUAGCCUUCUCGUACAGUUGAAAGGCAUCGUGGAAGGCGAAGACUUUCCCGAAGGCGCCGCUGUUGUAUUGCGGGAGACCAAGACGGGACCACUAACAGUAAGAGUAAUGGACGAAGUGCGACUAAAAGUGCAUCCCCAUUUCGUCCAAAAGUAUUGGAAGCAACCAUUACCAGACAACCGGCAUCAGCGUCGUGCUGCAAAUGCUCGGGGAGGAUAUCAAAGAGGCAACGCGCACCAACGUGGUUCUGUGUCACCGCACAACUUUCAUCCACGCGGCGCCUUCCAACACCGAGGCGACUAUGCGGCUCGAAGACAAAGCACUCCAGAACAAGGAGCAGGAAACAAUGUCCAGACACUGAACCCUCAGGAUGGGUCACCGAAUGCGUACCGGGGUGGUGCGCGUGGUGGAGGUCACAGGAGAGGAAGGGGGCGUGCACAGUAGGUCUUGCUAUCAGGAUCAAAACAAUGUCACGACUACUUUUGUAUUAUCAAUGAUAUGUUCGCCAAAGGGUUGGCGUUUUAGUUUAAGUCACUUCCGUUCAAUUGUAUAAAACCUUUUGUAUUACUCUGUUUAUACUAUAACACAUGGAUUCAUAGCAUCAAAAGUGCCGAACGGCGAUGACUAUGAGGAAUAGUCGUCUAGAUAAUUGGCGAAGAGCCGGGGCUUACAAUCUGUACCCAGCCGCUACGAUGAGGGAUGCAUGUGUGCCUUGGACCUUGGAAUGAAAGAUACGAUCGCGGUCUUCUAAA
Aaosphaeria arxii CBS 175.79 is the source of this 2376-nucleotide messenger RNA. RefSeq lists its product as uncharacterized. Lineage: Eukaryota; Fungi; Ascomycota; Dothideomycetes; Pleosporales. The record is from RefSeq and is a predicted model, not a curated record. The coding region runs from base 221 to 2068 and encodes 615 amino acids. The transcript is spliced from 2 exons.